Lindgomyces ingoldianus is the source of this 198-nucleotide messenger RNA. RefSeq lists its product as uncharacterized. The transcript has a single exon. Lineage: Eukaryota; Fungi; Ascomycota; Dothideomycetes; Pleosporales; Lindgomycetaceae. The annotation marks the transcript as partial. The record is from RefSeq and is a predicted model, not a curated record.
CAGGCAGCUUCUUAUAGAAACCACAAGCAGAUUGUGCAGCAGCAGCUCGACAAUGAAGCCGACGUUAACGCGCAAGAUGGAUACUACUGCAACGCAUACCAGGUGACUUCAACAGAAGGCCAUGAACAGGCUAUGAAGGUACUACUCCAGAAAGGUGCUUAUUGGCUAGUGAAGGGUAUUACAACUAAGACACAUUAA